CCUUCAAUCGCUUGUUUCAAUUCCCCCCUCUCGCAGCGAAUCCGAUCGAACCACUUGGCACUCCCACAACGCGCUAGGCCACUUCGUCGCGCUCCUACAAACGCACCCAACCGGCGGCAAUUGAUGCGCCCUACCGCCCCGGAAACAUGUCUGCCCCUUUGACCGACGAGGAGCGCGCAGCCUACACCCGCGUCAUCGAUGGCGUUCUUGCCUCGGCGGAUCUCGAGACGGUGACCCGCAAGAAGAUCCGCCAGGGUCUAGAGGAAGCUGUCGACAAGGACCUCAGCGACCAGAAGGAUGCCAUCAAACGGCUGAUCGAGGCCCGUUUCGACGCCAUCUCGGGCGUCGUCGCCCAGGUGCCCACCCCGACGUCCGGCACCAACGAGACCAACGACACUAACGACACAAACGGGCACGCGCCCUCGGACGACGAGACGGGCGACGCCGUGAUCGAGGUGUCGCUGCCGCCAGCGACCAAGAAGCAGAAGCGGGAGAGCUCGAGCGAGGACGCCGACGCCCGGCUGGCCGCCGAGCUCCAGGCGCAGGAGAACAGGCUGUCGCGCGGCCGGGUGACGCGCGGCGCCGGGACGGCCAAGCCCGGCAAGCCCAAGGUCAAGGCCAAGGCCAAGACGGCCAAGAAGAAGAGCGCCAAGCGGGUGCGCUCCGACGACGACGACAGCGACGCCGACGGCUCCGACGCCAGCGGGAAACCCAAGCGCAAGGCCGGCGGCGGCUUCCAGAAGCCCUUCAACCUCAGCCAGCCGCUGGCCGACGUCUGCGGGGAGAGCCAGCUAUCCCGCCCCCAAGUAGUCAAGAAGCUCUGGGACUACAUCAAGGGCAACGAGCUGCAAGACCCCAGCGACAAGCGCCAGAUCCUCUGCGACGAGAAGCUGCACGCCGUCUUCAAGCAGGAUAAGAUCAACAUGUUCUCCAUGAACAAGCUGCUCGGGAACCAGCUCUACCCCGUCGAGGACUGACGGGUGAGGGGGGAGCUGCGGCUGCGGCUGCGGCUGCUGUUUUU
Chaetomium fimeti is the source of this 1021-nucleotide messenger RNA. Its product is annotated as SWIB/MDM2 domain-containing protein. The record is from RefSeq and is a predicted model, not a curated record. Lineage: Eukaryota; Fungi; Ascomycota; Sordariomycetes; Sordariales; Chaetomiaceae. The transcript has 4 exons. Gene Ontology annotation, molecular function: RNA polymerase I cis-regulatory region sequence-specific DNA binding. Gene Ontology annotation, cellular component: RNA polymerase I upstream activating factor complex; nucleus. Gene Ontology annotation, biological process: nucleolar large rRNA transcription by RNA polymerase I; transcription initiation at RNA polymerase I promoter. The coding region runs from base 147 to 977 and encodes 276 amino acids.